This is a messenger RNA of Rosa rugosa (rugosa rose), 3695 nucleotides long. RefSeq names its product myosin-binding protein 3-like. Lineage: Eukaryota; Viridiplantae; Streptophyta; Magnoliopsida; Rosales; Rosaceae. The record is from RefSeq and is a predicted model, not a curated record. The transcript has 4 exons. Gene Ontology annotation, molecular function: myosin binding. The coding region runs from base 340 to 3240 and encodes 966 amino acids.
UCUUUCCUCCAACAUUGUGUCAUCAUUAUCUGUACCUAAUAAAGCUAUACAACAUGUAAAGUUUCAAUCUUUAAUCUGAUUCGGAAAUGGCAACAUGCAUUGCAUUGCAUUGUGUUGUUCUAUCAUAAACAAUUUUCAAACUUUUACAUUUUAUUGAAAUCCUGGGGAGAAAUUGAUAUGAGGGCAAUCGUUUGUUUGCUUGAAGAAUUAGAAUUUGGGAACAAGUUUCUUGCUUUGUUCGUGAAUCACAGAUGGAAGGCCUAAGUAAGGGGGAUAGGAGUGAUGUACUUGAGUUUCCCAACUGGAAGAUGAUGAGAUUGUAGAGCGUUUUCGGGGGAGAUGGCAGCAAAGGGGAAGCCAUCAGUACAAGUGCAGAGGAACUUUGAGAGGUUUAUAGCCAUUCUAACAUCUGCAGCAUGUGAAUGGUUUUUGAUAUUUCUUCUGUUUGUCGAUGCACUGUUAUCCUAUCUGCUGACUAAGUUUGCGGUCUAUUGCGACUUGCAAAAGCCCUGCAUCUUGUGCUCAAGGUUUGAACAUAUUACUGGUAAUGAAAGUUCUCAACUUUAUGAGGAUCUACUUUGCAGCAACCACAUAUCGAAGCUCACAUCUUGGAUAGCUAGUCAAAUUUAUGGCAAUGGAAUGCAUGAAGAUUAUCUCUUUCCUUUCACCACAAGGGACAACUCCAACCGAGAAAUGCACAUGUUUUCAGUUGGUAAUUCGGUAUCAGAUGUUGAAAGUUAUAGUUCUCGGAGGCGUGUGCCAAGCAGAAGUUGUGUUCAUAGUCCUGUUCACAGUUCUGUGGGUGUAGGGCAAUGGUCUUGUUGCUGUAGUCUUUGGGGACAUAGAGGAAAGUUUAAAGGACUAAAACUCAAAUCAUCUGGGACAAAACAUGCCAAGCCUAAUAUUCCUUUGCCACGUUUGCCAAACAGUAGCCGUUCCAAUCGAAGCCGGGAUAGUUCAAAGAAGAUCAGGGAUAAGUCUCCGGCGUCAGCCACUAGUCGUUGUUCUGCAAAAGUAGGAGUUGAUCCCUUGUUUCAUGUAGGAUACAGUGAAUUGAAGUUCUUCUCUGAUACUGACUCAGAGUUUCUGUUUUCUGAUGGGGAUGAUGGUAGCGGUUUAACCAGUGUAAAUCAUGAGCCCAAGAUGGAAGGUUUAGUACGUGCUUCACGAUAUCGGCCUAAAGCACCACCAAAUGGUUUGAGGUCAGGAAGGCCUACCAAGCGUCCCCCCAAACCCAAGCGGUCACUUUCAGAACCAUGGCCUGUUUUUAGGAAAGCCUAUGAUGUAAAAUCCUUGGGUUCUGAUAACGAAUUUGAGACUGGCCUCAGUAAGCUUAACUGUCAACAAUCCAAUAGGAAGUCCAACCCUUCUGCAUUACCUGAGCUCAUUUCACUAGAUGACAUCCUUUCGUCACCCAAUGUUCUAGAAAAGGCAGAUAUUAAUGGGACAGGGGACUUUGGAUAUGCAUCUAUCAAUAAGAAUGUUGAACUUCUGAAGUCUGUAUGUGCAGCAGACGGAGCACCUGUUAAAAACGAUCCAGCUCUUAUAAAACCAAACCAUAGUAAGGUAGAUGCUGUGUCUGAGUCAGAGGUAAGUGUUAGGGCAAGAGAUUCGUCUGGUACUACUACAGAAGCUCCUCUUAUGAAACCAAACCCUAGUAAUGUAAAUGCUGUGUCCAAGUCACAGGGAAGUGUUCGAGAAAGAGAUUCAUCUGGUAUUACUACUGAAGCUUUUAUAAAACCAGACCAUAAUAAGGUAAAUGUUGUGUCACAGUCAGAGGGAAAUGUUAAGGAAAGAGCUUCAUCCGGUAUUACUACAGAAGCUCUUAUACAACCAGACCAUAGGAAGGUAAAUCCUCUGUCUCAGUCAGACAGAAGUGUUAAGGAAAGAGAUUCUUCUGGUGUUUCUAAAGAACAGCCAGCAGUGAAGGAACCCGAUAGAGUUGAUGAGGAAAUGGAAGUGCUAGCUUCACAGGACUCUUCUGCUCGGGAGAUUAACUUGUCAGCAAAGAAUACAAGUUCGACAGUAGAUGGUUGCGUGGGUGAAAAACAGACAACUGAUGCCUCCAGCUCUAAUGCAAAGCCAAUGCUUCACACGUCAGCAUCAGUAGAAUCUGGUCUUGAAUCGCUGGAUGGAGGGUAUGUCAGUGAAAUUGAAGGUGAAAGUAUAGUUGAUCAGUUAAAACGACAGAUUGAUUAUGACAGGAAAUGCAUAAAGGAGUUGUAUAAGGAAUUGGAAGAAGAAAGGAGUGCCGCUGCAAUUGCUGCAAAUCAGGCAAUGGCCAUGAUCACAAAGCUCCAAGAAGAGAAAGCUGCAUUCCAUAUGGAGGCCCUUCACUGCUUAAGAAUGAUGGAAGAGCAGGCUGAGUUUGAUGUAGAGGCACUGGAGAAAGCCAAUGAUCUCCUGGCUGAAAAGGAGAAAGAGAUACAGGACUUGGAAGCAGAGCUAGAAUUUUCUAAGUUAGACUUACAAGAUGAAUCGAUAAUGGAGAAUCCACUUGACAAAAGUUGUGAUAUGAUGGGGGGGAUUGACCUGGUGGAGAAUACUGUUAUGCCCGGUGUAAAAAACGAUCUCAAUGUUACUUGCAACUCAAUGGCUACGGAGGUAUCCACAGGCAGUAACCAACCUCCUUUUUCUGAAACUACUCUUUUAGAGUUUGAAGAUGAAAAAUUGUACAUUUCAAAUUGUUUGAAGAGCUUGGAGAGGAAGCUUUCUGAACUUUCCAGCAGAGGGGCUUCCUCCAAAAUGCUUAAUGGUGGGCAUUCCCAAAAGCAUAUGGAUGAUGGACAAAAUCAAGCAGAGACUCCUAGAAAAGAGAGGAGUCUAUUAAAUGAUGGACAAAAUCAAGAAGAGACUCCUAGGAAAGAGAGGAGUCUAUUAAAUGGCCAGCUUGAAGAGAAUGUUCUGCAUGGGCAAAAAGAUUUACAUAUGUCUAACGGUAGCUCUGCUGCUCAAGAAGGGCCAACUGGUUGUGAUGGCGGUGAUGAAUUAGAAUGUGAAGACAAUAAUGCUGAUUCCCAUGGGGAAAAACAUAUCAUGGAUCCUGGAGAAAUGGAUUUGGUUAUUCUGGAAAAUGAAAUCUCAGACCUUAAUGAUAGGUUGGAGGCACUUGAGACUGAUCAUGAUUUUCUUGAGCACAUGCUCUACUCUCUUCAAAAUGGAGCAGAAGGACUACAAUUUGUUCGAGAGAUAGCUCAUCAACUGCAAGAGUUGCGGAAGAUAGGGACGGGUUUCAGAUGAUAUUCUGCUCCCUGACUUCAAAUAUAUAAUGAAAUUAAAGUUAAAGGCAGAAAUCAGGGCACAUACGGGAAGUCUUGAUCGGCGAGCAGUUGGGUGCAAGAAAUGGUUCCUUCAGUCACCCAAACACCAUGAAAAAUCAAAAUGAUUUUAUGUACAGGUACCUGCCAAAACUGUUGGAAUGAAAAAAAUGGUCUAUACUAGGGCAUAGUGUAUCAUCUUAGAAGUACAAUUUUCCAUCAUCUUUUCCACUUGUGGGUCUAUUCUUUCUUUCAUUUUUGUUUGAUUUGAGAGCUGGUAGGUUUUGAAGUCAACUUCAUUGAUGUUCUUAUCGAGAUUGUAAAGUUGGCAUUUCCAAGUAGUCCAAAUUUCUUGUUCUCAGGUCUACCUCCUAUUACAGCCAAGCCACAUCCAUUGUAAAUUCAAGUAGAUCUCUUAUAGUAUAUUUAGAGAGUUUA